Piliocolobus tephrosceles (Ugandan red Colobus) is the source of this 8947-nucleotide messenger RNA. RefSeq names its product ankyrin repeat domain 62 (gene ANKRD62). Lineage: Eukaryota; Metazoa; Chordata; Mammalia; Primates; Cercopithecidae. Bases 2827 to 6321 code for a protein of 1164 amino acids. The record is from RefSeq and is a predicted model, not a curated record. The transcript is spliced from 29 exons. Gene Ontology annotation, molecular function: protein binding.
ACUAGCAAAUUAAUCUUCCAGUUUGCAUCUGCAAGAAAUGUCUCUACAAACAGAAGUGAACAAGUACUGUAAUAGAGAGCAUACAUCUCUAUAUGCAGGACUCCUUUGUGUGCAAAAAUAGGAGAAAGCAUGGGUCAAACAAGGCAAAUGAGGGUGGAAAAAACUUUCAAACUUCAUCACAAGUGAGUUGAAGGAGAGUUUGAAUGAAAUUUGUGAGGAAUCCAAAACUUCUGGUGUUCACAGGAAGAGCCACUACAGGAAGAAGAAAUGUAAAGAACAUGCCCUCUGAUUUGACAGAUAAUAUACAUGACUGUUAGGAAAAAAUGCAUCUGGAGUUGUAUGCAUCCUAUGCAUCCUGUGUGUAGUAUUCCAGAUAUUUUCUGAACAAAAAUAGUUCAGUCUCAUACAUGUCUUUCCAUUUCAUUUCUACUCUGGGUCCCUGGAAUAUGCUUGCCAGUCACCUUCUGAUUUUUAUUUUAAAAAUGAAAAUGAAAUAUGCUGUGAAAAUAAUAACAAACCAGACACUGUAUAUGUUUUUAACACAGACCAGGAGAAUUUUUAUAAUGACCCAGAAAGUACAAAAGCGAGGAACCCAGAAGUAGUUAUCACUGAAAUAAAAGAAGACCAAGAGUGUUACAGGCACAUGAUGAAAAAAAUAACCAAAAUAACACUAAUUGCAAAUAGGACAUCAGAAAUACGCUGCCUCAGUGUAGUGAUGCAAAAAGUCUUUUAGAUUUGUGGCUUACCUCCUCCAGAGAAAUGGAGCAUGUGAGUAAACAAAAAGACAUGGUGCUUCUCUUGUUAACAGACGUUUAUAAUAAUACAAAACCAAUACAGAACUUGUUCCAGAAACCAUUAUAUCGUAAUUGCAGUGCAAAUAACUAUAAAAGAAUAGAACUUGGAUUAGAAAAUGUGCAUCCCUCUCCACCACACAGUGACAGAGCACCAAAAGUACAUCUGGAAGAGCAGUUACAGCACAAUAUACAAAGACUGAAGAAUGAAGUAGGCAUAUUAAAACUAGAGUUCCUGACUUCGAAGAAGGAAAAAGUUCAACUUGAGAAAGACUUAGAGGGCCACUUGCUACUACCUGUUUUUUUUCUCUUGAUCAAUUAUCUGGUGCAUUCUACUUUUUUACUUAUGAAAAGCUCUUGUGUAAAAUGGGGCUACUAAAUACAUAAUUGUGUGUGGAAAUAGAUUAUUUUUCUAUGUAAAUGAUAGAAGCUCAGGAGAACAUUCUACAGUCUUUGUUUCUUAAUCAACCCAAGUCUAUCUAUCAAUUUUCCAAGGGGCAGAGGGACAGGGAAACUAAUCUAUUCAUAUGCCAUGGAUAUGGAUACUUGUGAACUAGGGUAAGCAUACAGGAAAUUGCUUAAACAAUGUAAUGGCUCUAGGAUCUAAUUUUUCCCUAUUGAAGAUGAAUUGCACUUACUUAAUAAAGUUGGAAAUCAAUGGGAAAGAAGCAGUGACAUAAAAAUCUCUCUCUCCUUGAGAGUUGGAACAAAUAUUUAUACUCAGAGGAAUCAGUAUAUUGUAUGUUGUGCUUUCAGGUGUGCAAGUUGAUUCAUUUCACUCAAUAUGUUGGGGCUUAGAAUUUCAUUAUGACCACCUUAAAUAUGUUUGAAAACAAAUGUAUAUAGAUAGAUCUAUUUUUUAAUUACCACUUUUACAUGUUUCUGUCAAAUCAGAUUUUAAUGUGAUUUUAUUUAAUAGAGUAUACGUUUUUGGAUGUAUAACUUUAUCAUACAAGUACCAUAGAUUCUCAGCCAAAAAUUUAGUUUUUGACUCCAAAGUAGAAACCUGAUGUCUGUACAUCGAGUUUUAAAGAAAGACAAAAAUCUGGUGAUACCCACCUUUAAAAGUAAAAGUAGAUGAGGCCUCUCAGCACCUGCUGAGGCAGUAAGUUACUUUCCCAGAGUGAUACUUUGAAUUCUUGUGAUAAAUUUGAUGGAUGUAUCAGGUAGUUUAUCUGACUCAGCAUUACGAAAUAGCAUUAUUGGUUUUUGUGCCAUAAAAUGCUAGGAAAUGCCACUUUAGAAGCUUUGGAUGAGUCAUUUAAUCUUUUUUGAUAAAGCAUCUGAAAAACAUAAUUACUUUCACUGUCUAUUCCCCAGCUAUAAAAUGUCAUGGUUAGUGAAUGUGAAAUUUGGAAAGCAUCUCAUUUUCCAGAACUCUACUAGCACCUCAGCAGUUUCACUCUGCUUCUUCUGUGGUUUCGAAUUUUGGUUCCCGUAUUUCAGCAGAGGCACCUUCCCGUUUUGAAGUCCUAGGAUCCGAAUGAAAAAAGAAAGAGAAAAGACAGUGGGGAAAGCUUAGUCCACAGAGGGAAAAGCUUCCUUUCUGCUCCUGAAGCCCCACAACGUCACAUCCUCUAGAUCUGGCCAUUCAGUGUAAACUGCUGGAGCUUGCAGAAAAAAUGAGAAAGUGCAGAAAUAAGAAAAUGGAAGUGGCAAGAAACCUACAUGCUGAUAACAGUGACGAUGAUGAUGAUGAUGAAUUAAUUUAAGAAAGAAGGGGCAGAAAACCUGAUAAUCAUCAGUUUCCCAGGCAGAAGAGUGAAGAGUAUAAUAGUAGUGAUCAUCCCUUGCAUGUGAAGUAAGUAAAGAAAAAUGCAAAUUUGGCAUGCUGAAGAUGACCGAAUAGGAACAGCUCCAACCUCCAGCUCCCAACGUGCUGCUCCGAGCGGCCGCAGACUGGAGUGUCCCUGACGGAGGUUGCGGCUGGACCUGCCACGUGCUGGUGCUGUGCUCCAGAGCGGCAGAAAGCGAGUGGGAGCUGAGGUGUCUUGAAGCCGGUCCCUCAGCCUGGGAGAAGAUCUUUGGCUUCAGGAUGGGGGUUGGGGGGUCGUCCCUGGGGACCUGCAGGGGAUGCUUGGCUCACUGGAGGGAGAAUCGUGGCAAGGAUGGCUUCUCAAAUCCCGGGUACCGAGUCCGGCAGAAGGAUCUGGGCAUGAUCCACAAAGCUGCCGUCGCGGGUGAUGUGAACAAGGUGCAGGAGAGCAUCUUGCUCGGGCUGAAUGACGUCAACGACAGAGACAACAAGAACAGGACUGCUCUACAUUUGGCAUGUGCCCACGGUCAUCCAGGAGUGGUAGCUGACUUGGUGGCCAGAAAAUGCCAGCUUAACCUCACUGACAGUGAAAACAGGACAGCUCUGAUCAAGGCUGUACAAUGUCAAGAAGAAGUUUGUGCAUCCAUCCUGCUGGAACAUGGCGCUGACCCAAAUGUUAGAGAUACGUAUGGCAACACUGCUCUGCACUAUGCCGUUGAUAAUGGGAAUGUAUCAAUGGCAGGAAAACUGCUUGCAUAUGGUGCAGAUAUUGAAGCAAAAAGCCAGGGUGAAUGUACAUCACUUUUACUUGCCAUAAAUAGGAAAAAAGAGCAAAUGGUGACAUUUUUGUUGAAGAAAAAACCAGAUUUAACUGCAGUAGAUAAUUUUAGAAGAACAGCCGUGAUACUUGCUGCUUGUAAUGGAUUAACAGGUGUAGUCUUCCAGCUUCUUCAGCACAAUGUUGAUGUCUGUUGCCAAGAUAUAUCUGGAUGGACUGCAGAAGACUACGCCGUUGCUUAUAACUUUCAAGCCAUUCGCAGACUAAUUUCUGAAUAUAAAGCAAACAAGAGACGUAAACGUCUUCAAAAUAGAAAUCCAGAAGGAACAGCUAACAAGAUCGCCCAUUUGCCAAAAGGAAAAGCAAAUACAAAAGUAGCGCCUGCUGUUACCACUGAAGACUGCAUGAACAGGCUUUCCUGCAGACUGGAUACUUUUUUAGUGCGUACGCGACUAAAAAAGGAUGGCGACUUCAAUUUUAAAUCCAAGAAUGUUCCAGAACAACACUUAACAAAACGAAGAACUAUUUCUCAGCAACCAACAAGGACUGUUUCUCAACAAGCAAUCUUCUCAACAAGGAAGAAUCUGAAAACGACAUAUGGUACUGUGAGAACAGGAAAUAUAACUUUGCUUGAGGGCAGUGGUUCUGACAGCGAAAAUGAAGAUGGGGUUAAAAUCCAUCCUGAAAUCAUCAGUGGUCAGCCUCAUCGACCUACACACCCUGGUCUGAAACCUUCCCUCAAUCCUAUAGUGAACCCUGGUGUUACAAAGGAGGAAGCAACAAAACCAUCAACUGGAAAAAACGAAAAUGAUAAGUCAUCAUCAGGAUCAGAAGAGGAAGAUAUGGGAUCAUCCUGUAGUUCUAAGAGUAUCUCCAAGAAUCUUCUCCAGAAGCAUGGUGGUCAUUCAUCUGGGCUGGCUGAUCAGCAGAGGAAAAAUGCAGUAAAUGGAAAUGUAGAUGAACAAGACUUAAAAUUGAUAUCAGAGGGAGAGCAAGACAGGCUUCAAGGAUGUGAAAAUAACCAGCCACAGGUUGCAGAAAAAAUGAGAAAGUGCAGAAAUAAGAAAAUGGAAGUGUCAAGAAACCUACAUGCUGAUGACAGUGACGAUGAUGAUGAUGAUGAUGAAUUAAUUCAAAAAAGAAGGGGCAGAAAAUCUGAUAAUCAUCAGUUUCCCAGGCAGAAGAGUGAAGACUACAAGAGGCUUGCAAGGAAAACCUCUAAUGAAAAGAACAAGGUUAAAAGAGAUCUGUGUUCCAAGGAUGACCUCAAUGACAUGAUUUGGUCACCUGAAACAUCCUCAGAGGAUGAUGACUUGCCUUAUUCCAAUGAUAACAACUUUAUGUUAUUCACUGAACAACAUGGAGUGGAGCAUAAAGAUUUUGUUAGCCUAUUGAAAAUCAAGAAUGCAAUAGCUGCAUGUGAAAGAUCAACAGAACAUAAAAAAUGUAACUGUGAGCAACUUAAAGUAAAAUUUCGAAAAAUGAAAAAUAAGAUUAGCAUGCUACAAAAGGAACUAUCUGAAACAGAUGAAACCAAAUCACAGUUAGAGCAUCAGAAUCUUGAAUGUAAACAAAAGCUCUGUAAUUUCAGCUGUAUCUUACAAGAAGAAGAAGAAAGAAGAAAGUCUGAAGAGUUGUAUGAAAAAGAUACGGAAGAGUUAAAAAUAAUGGAAGAGCAGUAUAGGAAACAAACCGAAGUGAAAAAACAACUUCAGCUGACUCUUGAAUCGUUGGAAGUGGAAUUGAAGACUGUAAGAAGUAACUCAAAAGAGAGUUCUCAUACUCAUGAAAAAGAAAGAGACCUGUGGCAGGAAAAUCACUUGAUGCGGGAUGAAAUUGCCAGACUCAGGCUGGAAACAGACACAAUAAAAUACCAGAACCAGGAAACUGAAAAGAGAUACGUCAAGGAUAUUGAAAUUAUAAAGGAAAACAAUGAAGACCUUGAAAAGACUCUAAAGCUGAAUGAGGAAACAUUAACAAUAACCGGUUACAGUAAAGAGCUGAAUGCUCUGAUGGAUGAGAAUACAACGCUCAAUUUGGAGCUCGAGAAGGAAGAACAAAGCACACCCAGACUGAAAACAGAAAUGGAAUCAUACCCUUGUAGACUGGCUGCUGCUCUGUGUGAUCACGAUCAGUGUCCGUCAGCAAGAGACCGACAGCCUGCUUUCCAGAGCACAGUGAAUGAGUGCUGUCAUUUACAAGAAAAUAUUAAUUCUCACAUUCAGAUUCUUUCUCAGCAACUUUCUAAAGUUGAGAGUACAUCCAGUGGCCUGGAAACUGAGCUCCAUUAUGAAAGAGAGGCUCUCAAAGAAAAGACAUUGGCUGUACAACACAUACAAGGAGUCCUAAGCCGAACACAGUGUCGACUGAAGGACAUUGAGCACAUGUACCAAAAUGACCAACCUACUUUUGAAAAAUACGUGAGAAAGCAGCAAUCUGUAGAGGAUGGACUAUUUCAACUACCAAGCCGAAAUGUGUGGUAUCAACAGCAGUGUAGUGAUGCUCACAAGAAAGCUGACAAUCAGGAAGAAACAAUAAUUAAUAUCCGAGCCAAAUGUGAAGAUACUGUAGAAAAACUUCAAGCUGAGUGUAGAAAGCUAGAAGAGAACAAUAAAGAGUUGAUGAAGGAAUGCACUCUUUUAAAAGAAAGACAACGCCAAUGUGAAAAAGAGAAAGAAGAAGGAGAAGUAGUCAUGAGACAGCUUCAGCGAGAAGUGGGGGAUGCCCUGAACAAACAGUCACUGUCAGAAGCUAUGCUAGAGAUGUCGUCACAACGUCACGUUAAUAUAGAAGAUGAGACACGAGAUUCAAAAAAGAAAUUAGGCCAGCUGAGAAGUCAAUUGCAAGAAAUGCAGGAUCAACACACAGAGACUCUAAGAUGUGCUGAGGAGAUGCCAGACCACGUGCAAAAGCUUAAAAUAGAAAAUGCCAUGUUAAAAAUUAGAAUGAAAAAGCGAGUGAACAAAAUUGAGCAGCUUCAGAACAUUUUGAUGUAGCAGGUGUGCACGAGAACAUAACUGCAGAAGUAGAUGAAGGCAUUCUAGUGGUGUGAAGUGGUACCUCACUGUGGUUUUCAUUUGCCUUUCCCUUUGAUGUUGAGCACCUUGUCACGUGGUUACUGGACAUUGUCUAUGUUCUUGGAUGAAAAACCUGGUCAUUAUCCUUUGACUAUGUUUUAAUUGAUGCCUUUUUGUUAUUGAUUUGUAAGAGUUCUUUAUAUAUUCUGAACAUGAAUGUAUUUUUUUAUACUUUCUUCAUAAACUUUGUUCUAAAUCUUGUAUUCUUUAUUGUUUCUGUGUUUUAAAUUUUUGUUUUAUCAGGCUCUUUUCUCAACAAUUCACCAUAUAUAUUAGUAUCAUAUUUCUAUAUUCCAAUCUUGUUUUCAUGAUUUGCUUCCUUGCCUCAAAGAAAAAAAUAUACUCUCAAAUAAUUUCCCACUUUACUCACACCCACUAUUUUUCUAUAAUCCACAUUCUCUCUCUUGGGGCAAAAGACUGGGAUUUAUGUUACUGAGGGAACUUCCUUUAUAUUGUUCAGGAGUAGCUUUAAUGAAGUUUUACAUAGUUGGAGACAUCAGGAGAAAGCAUGUAUGUCACUGCUUUCCUCAGGAGCACUGGCUCACAUGCCUUGAAAGGAUUUAGCUCUCAUACCUUCAAUAAAUGGCCUAAGAUACUAACAGAUGCCAUGUCAUUAAGCUUCACAUUUACUUAUAAAGAAGAAGAUAAUUUAGAAUUUACAUGUCAAAAUCUAUUACAAAGAUGGCACAUAUUUGACUGAAACUCCAGUGUUUGUCACUGUUGACAUAACUAUAGUCCCUGCCUUUCUCAUCUGUUUUCCCUUUGUAACAUUUUUUUACAUUUUUAUUUGACAAAUGCAUAUUUUUAUAACCAUGCUUCUAAGUGUCACAGAAUUGUGGAGUUUGUUGUGGAGACUCAUCCCAUGAAUGGGAAAACUCAUAACCUGAGCAGAUGUCUCUGGAAACAGUGAGGAGGAAAGAAACUUUUUUUCCUUUCAUACGGAGACUCCCCCCAUUAUUUCAAUGCACACUAUCUGAACCACAAAUCAGCAUCAGUUUUUCAACACAAAAAGAAAAAUAUUCAAAGCAAUUGUGAAGGGAAUCAUCUUUCUGAAGGUCAGUUAUUUUAGGGGAAACACGCAGCAUAUACUAGAUGAAUGAAAACAUGUCACUAAUGAGAAACACAUACCAUCCCCCACUCCCAGUGGCAUUUCUGUUUACCCGCUGACAAGACCUUCUGUUCUCUCACAAGUGUUGAGUAGAAACACUGCCAACUCUUCACCUUGAUCUGGCUCAUGCCCACAGUCAGGAGAUACUGACUUAUUUGGUGGCUGGGAAAUUUUACAUCCAUCGGUCCAUGUUUGCCUGUCAGAAAGGUUGAUAUGUCACUGUUCAGUGAGCUCAUCUGAUCUCUCUCCUCCGGACUCUGCACAGGAGAGAGGUGGAAGGCAGGUGAAGACCUUCCCUGCAUUGCAUGGAUGAAAUUUUUCUUUGUUCAGAUUCCAAAGUCAAGACCGGGAGAAAUAUUUGAAAACUUUUUUUUGGUCAAGGCAGUAAGCCAUAUUUUCCAAAUCCGCUUUACCAGGAAUGAUGUCUUUGAAUAUUGAUAUAAUCCCUUGUUUUUAUUUCCAAGUUGGUUUAUAACUGAAAGGGGAGAUAUUUGUUAUCAAUUCACAACCCUAAUUCACCAACACCCAUGAAUCCAUUUUAAUGGAAUUCAGAUCUCUAAGAAGCAGAUAUAAAAUAUUUAUUCCUGUGUAACUGUGAUUAUUAUACUUCCGGCUGUGUUGCUGCCCCUAAGUAGAGUCUACGUGCUGGCUCCUGCAUGUCCAGGGUUCCAGAGCAUUACGUUUCCAUCAGGAUGUAGAUCCCAAGAAUGCCAGAGAGCACCAAGCAGAGGAUGAAACAGGCAAUUAUUUGCAGACCCUGCAGGUAGGUGCGAGAAAGUGCCAUGAAGUGCCAGAAAGUAAUGACCAGAUGAAGUAAUGACCAGAAAUUCAAAACAUGAGCCACAAGAAAUUUGUCUUAUUUUUGCUUUUGUUGACUGUGCUGUGUCAUAUUAAAAACAAUAUUGCUUAGACCAAUGUCAUGGAGCUUUAGCCCUAUGUUUUCUUCCAGUAGUUUUCCAGUUCAAGUGUUGUAUUUAAGUCCAAGUGUUGUAUUUAAGUCGUCUUUGUUUGGAGUUGAUUUUUUAAUAUGAUGUAAGUUAAGGGUCUAAUUUUAUUUUUCUGGUGGAUAUUCCAUUUUUGCAACACCGUUUAUCAAAGAGACUGUCUCUUCAUCAUUGUGUGUUCUUGGCAUCUUUGUUAAAAAUAAGCUGACUGUAAGCAUGUGGGUUUAUUUCUGGGUUUUCCAUUCUGUUCAUUUAGCCAGUGUGUCCAUUUAUAUGCCAGUAUGAUGCUAUUUGGAUUACAAUUGUAUUAUAAUAUGUAUUGAAAUCAGGUAGUAGGAUGUCUCCAGCUUUGUUCUUUUAGCUCAAGAUUCUUUUGGCUAGUUGGGAGUCUUUUUUUGUUUUCGUUGCUGUAAAAGAAUGACAUUGGAGGCCAGGUAUGGUGGCUAACACCUGUAAUCCCAGCACUUUAGGAGGCCAAGGUGGGCAGAUCAUG